CUUUCAGGGACAAAAUCGGCCUGGAAUCCUCCCGUAGAUCUCAAUGCAAAUGGGUGGCGUCCGUUUCCCCAAAUCCAACUGGAUUCUCACACAUCACUAAGAUCGUCUGAACUUCAUCACUUUCUUCGAUUCGAUCUUGAAUAAUAUGUACAUUUACUUACGCCUUACAUCACAAAGGUCCCUCUCAUCAUGAUCCGACUUUCGACAUUUUUCAUCGUCGGCUCAAUCUUGGUCAUCUGGGACCAAGCUGCAGCAUCCGCUGCCUCAUUCUUACCUCAAAACUUCGUCUCUUGGCUCUGGCAAAGCUCAAUCGUUGUAGACAAAUGGCUGUACGUUGAUGGUGGCGAAAUCUGGGCGCGAUGGGACAACGCCUCAGCUAAUCCGAGUGGAGUUUGGAACUAUCAGACCCUCGCGAUUGAUCUCUCCCAAGACUGGAACAUAUCAACACUCUCAUCCCCCCACGUUGUAGCAACCAAUAAAUCCACCGCGAUUUCCCCAACUAGAAGACCAGAUCUCUUCUUCUCUCCUUACGACGAUACGACGUACGCUUUAGGAGGAUUUAUGUAUUCCUGGGAGGGCGGCGGCUCAAAUAACAGCGUCCCUGUUCAACUCUGGGGCUUUCAUCCAGAGAACAACACUGGGUCUGUUGCUUGGGAGUUGCAAGAAGUUGGGCCAACUGCCGCGUUUCCACUGAAUGAACUUAUGGCUGGAACGUUGACGGCUAGCUCGGGGAAUGCUCAUUAUGCACUGGGUGGGCAGACAAACGAGGAUGGAACAGGACGAGACGACUUUCUCAUUUACAAUUAUGGGAAUGGAAGUUGGAUGAAUCAGACGUUGCCAGGAAAGUUUUAUACCUGGGGAGGCGGCCAUUUCAUCCCUGCAUUUGGCGAACAAGGUGUUGUCAUAUUCUUUGGUGGUUUAUGGCCGUCAAAUUCGGCGGGAAGUGGUGAUGCCAGCACAGCUGCCGGGUUCGAUACGGUGCUUGUGUAUGAUGUACAGACGAACACUUUCUUCAAUCCCCAGCAGACUACUAGUUCGACCGGCAGUGCUGUACUCAACCGCUAUGACUUUUGCUCUGUAGGUGCAGGUAACGGGUCUGGGAACUCUUCCUACGAAAUAUUCGUCUUCGGGGGCACGACCGGCAGCACACCUACUUCAGACACAGCCACUGCACUCGCGAAGGUCUACAUCCUCACUCUCCCCGCCUUCCACUGGAUCGAAGCCCCUGCCGCAGCCCCCAUCUGGCGAGCAGAUCACACAUGCUCCGUGAUCGGAAACAGGCAAAUGAUAUCUAUCGGAGGCUACCAAGAUCCAAUGACUUUGCAAGAUCAACCGACCGAUGUGUGGGCGAAUGGAAUGGGGAUUUUCGACAUGACAGACUUAACUUGGACUGAAGCUUAUGACUCCUCUGCUGCUGCGUAUCAACCUUCGACUCUGGUCACGCAAUACUACAGUGGUAGUGGGAGGUAUCCGGCAAGUUGGGUAGAUCCCAAACUCGCUGAUAUCUUUGAAAAGUCGACUUCUUCGAGUACUGCAACUCCUAGCACCUCACAUACGUCGACCCCGAACCCGAAGAAAAGCAACGCAGGAGUAAUAGCAGGCGGUACAGUGGGUGGCGUAGCUGUUCUAGCAUUUAUUAUAGGCCUCGUCGUUUGGUAUACGAGACGGAAGAGGAAUUUCCGUUCUCAUGAGCUAGGCGCAUAUCAACCUCCUCCAGAAGUGGGCAGCAGAGGCAAGGAGGCUUCCGAGUUGGAUGUGGGCAACACUACUUCCGAGUUGUCGGGCGCGGAGAGGCAAAGACACGAACUCGACGUGGAGACCAGACGGAAAACGAUGCCAGUGGAGCUAGGUACAUAGCAAUGGGAUACAUUCUGACGCAUCACCUAUCUUCAAUACGAAUUCGAAAGCGGUUUUCAGUCUUGCGAGAACGGAUGGACAACAAUUUGCGCCGAGAUGGAAUAUUCGCGAGUUUCUCGUGUAGGUCAAGAAUUUGGUGGGCUGAAAAAAAGGGGACAGAAAGAAGGCUUGCUUGAUCCUGGUUCAUCCCCAUCCUUGACAACUUUCCAGACCCAGCAUAUCUGAACUCUCAGCAGACAUCCUGAAAGAAGAC
Molecule: messenger RNA, 2110 nt
Organism: Mollisia scopiformis
Lineage: Eukaryota; Fungi; Ascomycota; Leotiomycetes; Helotiales; Mollisiaceae
Exons: 4
Coding region: 190-1857 (555 amino acids)
Cellular component (GO): cell cortex of cell tip
Source: RefSeq, a predicted model, not a curated record